Panicum virgatum (switchgrass) is the source of this 975-nucleotide messenger RNA. RefSeq lists its product as uncharacterized. The transcript has a single exon. The record is from RefSeq and is a predicted model, not a curated record. Lineage: Eukaryota; Viridiplantae; Streptophyta; Magnoliopsida; Poales; Poaceae. The coding region runs from base 194 to 538 and encodes 114 amino acids.
GCACACUGGCUCAGCUCAACCGUGAGUGUCCGGCGUCCUUCCACCCUUUAUAUACUCGGAUGGGAGCACGGGAAGAAGCAGGAGACCGGCGGGAGGAGGAAGAGAGGAGCUGCAGAGCGAGCAGAGGAGGAGGAGUGGAGAAGAAGAAGAUCAGUCGAUCGCAGCCAAGGGACCGCGCCAAGAGAGGGAAAGAAUGGGGGAGGCGCCGUGCGUCGUCUUCGGGCCUCGUCGCGCCGCCGCGCCGCACUCGUUCCGCCUGGCCCGCCACGGGCGCCGGAAGGUCCACGUCGUCCGGCUCGGCGGCGGCCCCGGCGCGCGCGCACCGGCUGCGCGCCGAGGGUUCCGGCUCCGGCGGUGGCUGCGGCGCGCGGCGUGGCGCCUCGCGGAGCUCUGCGUGGCGGCGCUGGCGGGCCACCACCCGGCGGGGGCGCCGCCGCCCUGCGCCCACCCGCCGUGGACGGGCGUGGAGCCCUACUUCGCCGCGCCCUUCGUCCCCGUCGCGCGGAUGAAGCGCGCCGCCGCCGGCGCGCAGGCCUAGCUCGAGCUCGUCUGGCGGCCGCGUUCGCCACGACGCGCGCGGGACUGACGCGUUAGUUGCCGGCGACGCCGCGUCGCGCCGCCGUGCGGUGAACUCUAGAGACCGCGCGUGCAUGGUGUGGUGUUGUGCGCGUCUGACAGCAGGUGGAUCACGCGCAGGAGCGCACUGUGCUAUCUUCGUCCUCGUUCUUCUUCUUUUCUUCUUCUUUUUUUUGCUUCUUAAGGCAACGAAGAAGCAUCUGCAGCUAGCAGUACUGCGGAACAGUGCGCUGCUGCAGCUCCAAUCAUGGGCGUUACUCACAGAUUAUUAUUUUCGGCCGGUUCCUUAAUGUAGCUUAGAAAGAAAAAAAGUAGGCCAAGCCACAUACCUAUAUUGUUUGUACUUUUGUACUGGCUGCUGAUCAAUAUCGACGCAAGACUAUAGCUGGUUUCUGUUCU